AUGCAGAUACUUCGGACGUCUAACAGUGAUUAUACGUUUUCCAUUUGCGAAUUAAAUCUUCUACAAAUUGCCCGGGAUGGUUUUUUGACCACUGGCCUUGUCGGCAAUCUGGACGUCUUAGAGCCACGUCUGAGGAGGAGGAUGCAAGCUGCAAGAUGGGAUCUUAGAGACACUCAGGACGACCCGGCGUUUCAAGCGCAGGGUAUCGCGCCAUUGGUCCAUUUACCAAGCGACAUCAGAUUGCAGAAGAGGUGGGUCCAAUGCCCGGUCAAAUUAAAAAAUGUCGGUAGUGUAGAUAUCGUAGGUGCUACAAAGAGAUUAGGGUAUUACAUCCGGUGGUAUUUCAGGAGUGAGCUAUGCCUUGGAUACGAAGAUAUUCCCGAAGACAUCGAUAGCUAG
This is a messenger RNA of Morchella importuna, 399 nucleotides long. RefSeq lists its product as uncharacterized. Bases 1 to 399 code for a protein of 132 amino acids. NCBI's taxonomy places the organism in Eukaryota, Fungi, Ascomycota, Pezizomycetes, Pezizales, Morchellaceae. The record is from RefSeq and is a predicted model, not a curated record. The transcript has a single exon.